Chlamydomonas reinhardtii is the source of this 2924-nucleotide messenger RNA. RefSeq lists its product as uncharacterized. The transcript is spliced from 15 exons. NCBI's taxonomy places the organism in Eukaryota, Viridiplantae, Chlorophyta, Chlorophyceae, Chlamydomonadales, Chlamydomonadaceae. The record is from RefSeq and is a predicted model, not a curated record. Gene Ontology annotation, molecular function: protein binding. Bases 300 to 2177 code for a protein of 625 amino acids.
GCACUCAAAAUCUUGUUGUAGAGCUACCGGAGGUGAAGCACAUAAGAACGCGUGGAUGCCACACCGCUCAGGGUGUCAGGCUCUCUUCUACUCGUAGUCACGAUGAGUGUAUCAUUAUUAUAACAUUCUUUGAAGAUAUGAAUCAUACUUAGCCUGUGGGGCUUGGCCUUCGAGGAAUGUCUGACAGGGUUCUUCCAGAAGGCGAUGGGGCGCGCGCAAAUGGCACCGUAUCUGGUGAGGCUGACCUAGCACAAGUGUUGCUACCGCCCAUUGGGCAGCGGAGCCGAAGAGGAUUGGACAUGGUGCCCGUGGAGCCGAAACAGGAGGACAAGUUUGCGAAGGCAAUGGACAAGGUGUUAGCAGAGCGCAGUGGGGCACAGGCGGAAGUUGCGCCCAAUCACAUCAUUGCACGCGGGGAAAACCAAAUGAUGAGCAAACACGGCAUCAGCAAGGUGGGGCAGGGGGUGGUGGACAAGUUCAAUGCGGCGCGGCACAACACCGCCAUCAAGUCGGCGAUGGGGCAUCCUGGGCUGAAUAAGCUCGUGGCGCGUGAGGAAGAGGAGAAGCGGCGGCGGAAGGCGCGGCUUAAGGAGCUGAAACAACAGCAGUUUGCCAGCAUUAACGGCCGUCAGGGAGCGCUGAAAGGGAUUCGAGCAGGCGAGGUAACGGGCGGCCCGCUGGCACACGCGGCCUCUGGGGGCGUGGAGGGCGAGCUGCCCAACGUGUACGCGGCACUGGGGCAACCGGUGCCGGCCAGCCGGGCGCAGAGCAUGAUGGUGCCGCAGGCGCACGCUGCUAUGGUGGCGGCGCAGCUCCAGGCCUCGCUCGCAGAUGCAGCCGGUGCACGAAAAGGUGCCCUGCCAGCCGUUCGAUCAUCUGCACCGAGUGCGGUGUAUGCCGCGUCAAAGGGAUGCAGCUCGGACGGUGCUAGCCCGGGUAGACGGCAACCCCAGCAGCAACAGCGCUGGAGGCGGCGCGGCCAAGGGCGAGAGGGCAACGCCGAACCUGAAGUGCGCGCCAGCAGCCGGGUCGGCAAGGUACUGGCGGAAUUCAGCGGCCAGACCGACUGGUGUGCCGUGACCGUCAUGCGACACAGUCUGGCCACCAUUCUGCAGGCAAACGUGCGCGGCUGGCUGGUUCGGCGGCGGUGGCUGGCCAGUCCGCACGCGCUGGUGGAGGCGACCAAGGCGGCACUCCAGGCAGAUCAGCUGCGUGAUGAGCGGCGCGCCGCGAUGCGCGCGGAGCUGGAGCGGCGGGCCAUGACACGCAAGCAGAAGGAGAAGGCGUCCAACAUCAUCAACAUGAUAUUCAGCCAGAAGAGCAUCGCUGGCAAGGCCGCAGCUGGUGCUGCUGCGGGGUCUGACGGCAUUGGCAGUGGCGAGGAGGGCCUCGCGGCGGCCACCGCGCCGGCGCUGGCGGCAGCUCCUGGUGGCGUGAGCUUGGGCCGUGCAAAAUGGAACCGCCUCACCAAGAAUGUGGAUCUUGCCAAAGAGCAGCUGGAGCAGCAGUCGUUCGGCGACACGCUGCUGGACAGCGACAGCGACAGCGACCUGUCCGACAUGGGCGCAGAGGACGUGGCGCUGGUCAAGAUGCGCGCACGCACGCCGCCCUGGCAGAAGGUCGAGCAGAGCCAGUGGGAGGGACAGUGGGCCAAGCUCAACAAGCGCACUCACCGCGGCGCGUUAGAUGUGCUCUGGGACCUGGAGGAGAGCGGCCGCCGAGUGCAGGCCGUCAAGCAGCGGCGCGCGGACCGGUCAGGAGCGGUCGGCAGUGGAACGGCGGCAGCCGCUGCCCCCGGCGGGCUCGACAGCGCUGGCAACCCAAGGCCUUAUAACCCAGCAACGGAGCCGUUGCCGGCCGAGGUGGUGAGCGAGCUGCUGGUGCACCGCUACAUCGACAAGUACACCAGGAUGGGGCUGUUGGACCACCUGCCCCUGCGCGGCGCAGCGGAGGCGGCGCUCGCUAAGCAAGAGCAACAGCAGCGUGAGGCGGCGGCACGCGCAGCGGAGGAUCGGCAGAGGCGGCAGCGGGAGGCGGCGGACCGGGAGGCGGCAGAGCGGGAAGCGGCAGAGCGGGAGGUGGCAGAGCGGGAAGCGGCUGAAGUGGCCGCGGCAGGCGCAGGUGCAGGUGGGGGCGCGGUGAUGGUUGUGCCCGGGGUCGAGCUUGGUGCGCGCUGAUUACGCUGCGCUUAUUAUCGUUGAACUGGCAGCCGGGUACGGUGUGUUUCGGACUAAUGAGCGAAGUGAAGCAGCGGACAGUGGUUGGGUCAAUUGGCACAUAUACGUGGCAACAACUGUAUCAAUCAAAGCAUUGUGGGUGGCCGCUGCGGUUUGCCAGGCGCACACAGGGGCGGUUAGUGGCGACAGGUAGGGUGUGGCAGGCCGCGUUCGGGCCGCGUGCAGUUCCCUACGAAUGCUGCCAGCCCGGAUGCCCCAUACUACUAGGGGACACCCGGGGCGAGGGCGGGAGGGCGAUGACGUUAUGUGGGGGCUACAGACGGGUGGGGUAGGCGCCAAUCGAAGACGGUAGGUGGGGCGUCAAUGGGGUGCAGAGGGAACCGGCCGGGGGCGGGGUGGAAAGUCAUGUGGGUGUACUGGGGAUGCGGGAGGUAUGAAGUGGUGCGAAAGGUAGCAAGUGGUGCGGAAGGGGCAGAAGGUAUGAAGUGGUGCGGAGCUGCGAUUAUUGCAAUAUGUCCUGUGUUUGCGGUCUGUUCGGCGGCGGGGGCAAGCUGGCGGAGGAAGUGGUUAAGCGUGCCCCAGUCGACGGCGUCAGGGGCGGUGUGCCGACUGGAGGCCGGUGAAGGUGUGUCCGUCCAACCCGGGUUCACUCGGGGCGUGCCCAUACACGCUGCACCGUCCAAAGACCAAACCUUGCCUAAUGCUUAUAAAUGACAAUUAUAUGUUAUGACUUGUUGUUUUAAGCCC